Chara braunii is the source of this 2559-nucleotide messenger RNA. NCBI's taxonomy places the organism in Eukaryota, Viridiplantae, Streptophyta, Charophyceae, Charales, Characeae. The record is from the annotation of a GenBank genome assembly.
GCAAAGGACUUUGGGAUGGUUUGACCCGGAAGGAACUAUGAAAACCAGGGAGGGACAGAAGGCCGGCAAGGAAAGUCCGGAUAACAGUGUGGCAGGCGAGGCCAGCAGCGCUGAGGGCGGCCUUAAGAAGAUAGUGUCGUCCUUCGCGCGAGCACUAAACAAAAAUCAAGGCUAUCUGGAAGAUGCCAAGAAAAAGCUGACUUUCGAUGGAGCAAACAUCAUGAAGUUCCUAAUCGACUACGAGAACCUAGCUGCGUUACUAAAGUGGACCGAGGAGGAAAAGAUGGACCAUCUAGGACAACAUGUGUCGUUAAGCCUAGGACAGGACAUAAUGACCAUUGUAGCCGCAAGUCGGUCUUGGAAGGAGACCCGGGAUGUGAUGAUGAAGAAGUACCUAGCGGCAGAGAAUAUGGCAACGGAGGCCGACCUAGCGGCAGUUCAGAGGAAGAACUUCGCAACGUACAAUGAUUUCCUACGGGAAUUUACUCUGGUAGCACUAAGGAUCCCCGGGGUCACGGACCGGAUAAUGAGCAAAUAUUUCCUCAGGCAGUUCUCCGAGUUCGACAAAGACAAGAUCCUGUCAGCCUACCAACAGACGAGCAAGUUCGUAAAUACGCGGGAUGUGGAUUUUAGCACGGUAACGGAUCUCGCUGAGAAAACGGUAGUAACGGAGACAUUGGCCUUGCUCAAGGAAGGAGAGAUCAUAGAUCUGAUCGGUAGGACGGGUGACAAGGUAAAGAAGGGGAUUGAAAAAGCCGAGCCGGUGGGCGAGAUCAUCUGGGAUCAGCUCCGGGGGCGCGGGCCGCAGACCAACUUUAUUUUGGAAAGCGGCGGACGUGAUAGGGUGAAUGCAACCACUCGACUGGGAAUGAUCAGGAGAAGGAUUAACCGUGACACCAUUAUGGAGGAGGUCGCCGGAAGCUCCGAACCCCAGGCGGAGCCUGAGGCCAAGGAACCAGAGAAAGUCUAUGGGAAGCCUAGGGAAGAGGAGCCUGCGGACAAGGUUACCGCCGCUAAGAAGAAGUUUAGGUAUCAAAUCACGAUCUUAACUUUGUCUGAGCUCGACGACACCAUUAGCAAGUUACUAGGAACCAUGGUGUCGGUGUCUUUUCAGACCAUGCUGCAGGCUAGCCCCAGAGGCGACGGGGGCAAUUCCGACUGUUCAUUUUUUAGGAGAAAGAUCCCGGAAGGAAGUGUUCGAAAGUACAAACCGGUAGGGAAGAAAACAAAACCGGUCUCAAUCUUGCUAGAGACAUCAAAGGAAGAGGCUACGGAGAAGGAGGAAGAGGUCCUUCGAGUAAUCCGAGAAAGAAGGGCGACGGAGGGACAUCGGAUACCAUAUGAGGUAGUGGACACAAUGAAGAUAGGGAUAGACGUGUUCUUAACGGAAGAAGAAACCCGCCUGAUCAAAAGGACCUGUCAGGCGUUUCACCUGGCAUUUGCCUUUAGUGAUCACCAGAAGGGACGACUGGAUGCGAAGUUGAUCCCUCCGGUCAGAAUCCACACGGUAGAACAUGAGUGUUGGAAUGACAAGGGGCUAUGCUAUGAAUUUGGGAUAGCAGGAGAAGUAACAGACCUCCUCCAAGCAAAGAUGGACCCCUUUGUUGCGGAGCCUACGACAUCGUCAUACGCAAAUCGGUGGUUCGUCUUUCGGAAGCCUUACAAGACACUAAGGUGGAUUCAGGACCUGCAGAAGUUGAAUGUGGUAACCAUCCGGGAUGCUGACUCGCUACCUCAGGCUGACUUAUUAGCAGAAUUGCACGCCGGUCAGAGCAUUUACUCCCUGAUAGAUCUGUAUUCAGGGUACGACCAGCUUCCAUUGGAUGUUCGGGACAUACCAUACACCGCUAUGCACACCCCCGUAAGCCAGCUACAGAUGCAAGUGACACCUAUGGGAUUCACAAACGUGGUGGCCGAAGCGCAACGCAGGAUGCUCGCCGUGGCCGGGGAUAUGUUCCCAGAAAAAUGUGAACCUUACAUCGAUGACAAUCCGAUCAAAGGCACGCAGGAAAAGGACGAGACGGAAGUCCAGUCAGGGAUCCGACGUUUUGUGUGGGAUCACCUGCAGGACAUCAAGGAUUUACUCCACCGGUUCCUAGUAUACAAUAUUACGGCUAGUGGACCAAAGAGUAUCCUAGCAGUACCAGAGGUAACUAUACUAGGAUUUCGUUGCGGUGCUUACGGCAGGAAGCCGGAUCCGGCAAAGACYGACAAGAUAUCACAGUGGCCGACACCACUGCGCACGACGACGGAGGKAAGGGCAUUUCUAGGCGUAGUCGGCUUUUGGAGGAUCUUCAUUAAGAACUUUGCCAAGAUUGCGGAGCCUAUCCGGGCUAUGAUCAGGGAAGAAGAAACCAUGGAUUGGACGGAGGAGCGAGAAGGAGUUGUCGAAAGGCUCAAGAACAUAUUGACAUCUGAGACAGUCGCCCUGUCCGCGCCUUGUUUUAAUGACGGAGUGGGAUGACCCUUCAUCCUAGAGACGGAUGGAGGACCUUUGGCCGUAAAAGGUGUGUUGAUUCAAAGAGAUGAGGGAGGAAAAGAUAGUCCAAUUAGGUUCGA